AUGGGCCAGAAGAACCUAACAACGCCACCUGUCUUCAUCCUGCUGGGACUCACAAGGUUCCCAGAGCUGCAGCUCCCCCUUUUUGGUGUCUUUCUUUCCAUCUAUGGAAUCACAGCGGUGGGCAACCUGGGCAUGAUCGCUCUGACCCAGCUGGACUCCCAUCUGCACACACCGAUGUAUUUUUUUAUCAGACACCUGGCUUUCAUUGAUCUUGGCAAUGCUACUGUCAUUUGUCCCAAGAUGCUGAUCAAUUUUGUUGUGGAUCAAAAUACCAUUUCCUAUCAUGCGUGUGCCACACAGUUGGGCUUCUUGCUCAUGUUCAUCAUCAGUGAAUUUUUCAUCUUGUCAGCCAUGGCCUACGACCGCUAUGUGGCCAUCUGUCACCCUCUGCUCUACAGCGUCAUCAUGUCCCAGAGACGCUGUCGUGUGCUGGUGGGCGUUCCGUACCUCUACAGCACCUCUCUGUCUCUGAUGUUCACCAUUAAGAUCUUUACACUGCACUUCUGUGGCUCUAAUGUCAUCAGUCAUUUCUAUUGUGAUGAUGUCCCCUUAUUACCCAUGCUCUGCUCCAACCCACAGGAAAUACAAUUGUUGAUCAUAUUCUUUUCAGCAUUCAACUUGAUCUCUUCCCUCCUGGUUGUUCUCUUAUCCUACGUGCUGAUUCUCUUAGCCAUAUGUCGGAUGCGUUCUGCCGAGGGAAGGAAGAAAGCUUUCUCCACGUGCGGCUCCCACCUGACAGUGGUGGUGGUCUUCUACGGGUCUCUACUCUUUAUGUACUUGCAACCUGAAUCUGCUCACUCCUUUGAGACUGAUAAAAUUGCCUCUGUCUUCUACACUUUAGUGAUCCCCAUGCUGAACCCCUUGAUCUACAGCUUUAGGAACAAAGAGGUAAAAAAUGCCUUCCACAGGGUCUUCAAGAAUCAGUGCAAGCUUUUUAAUGAAUAA
This is a messenger RNA of Chinchilla lanigera (long-tailed chinchilla), 945 nucleotides long. RefSeq names its product olfactory receptor 8K5-like. The transcript has a single exon. The record is from RefSeq and is a predicted model, not a curated record. Gene Ontology annotation, molecular function: odorant binding; G protein-coupled receptor activity; olfactory receptor activity. Gene Ontology annotation, cellular component: membrane. Gene Ontology annotation, biological process: sensory perception of smell; G protein-coupled receptor signaling pathway. Lineage: Eukaryota; Metazoa; Chordata; Mammalia; Rodentia; Chinchillidae. The coding region runs from base 1 to 945 and encodes 314 amino acids.